AUGAAGCUGAUCAUCCUGGCAGCUUUGGUAGGGCUAUGCCUCGCCCAGCACAACCCCCACAUGAAGCAUGGAAGGACCACCAUUGUCCACUUGUUUGAGUGGCGUUGGGUUGACAUUGCUGAUGAAUGUGAGCGCUUCCUGGGUCCCAAAGGAUUUGGGGGUGUUCAGAUCUCUCCACCAGCAGAGCAUAUUGUAAUCGACAAUCCCUGGAGACCUUGGUACCAGAGAUACCAGCAAGUUAGUUACAAACUGUGCUCCAGAUCUGGAACUGAAGAGCAACUGAGAGACAUGAUCGCCAGAUGCAACAAUGUUGGGGUCAACAUCUAUGUGGAUACCAUCAUCAACCACAUGGCUGCAACUGGUGGUGGAGAGGGAAACCACUCUUCAUGUGGGAGCUGGUUCAGCACCAUCACAAGGGACUUCCCCAGCGUCCCCUAUUCUGCCUGGGAUUUCAAUGGUCACAAAUGCAAGACUGCCAGCGGAGGAAUUGAGAACUAUGGCGAUGCAUAUCAGGUGCGUGACUGUAAUCUGGUCGGACUUCUUGACCUUGCUCUUGAGAAAGAGUAUGUUAGGGCCAAGGUGGCAGGGUACAUGAACGCGCUUGUUGACAUGGGUGUGGCUGGAUUCAGGAUGGAUGCCAGCAAGCACAUGUGGCCUGGGGACAUGGAAAAUGUUUUCAAACGUCUACACAACCUCAACACCCAAUGGUUCUCUGCUAACAGUAGACCCUUCAUCUACCAGGAGGUUAUUGAUUUGGGAGGUGAAGCCAUCUCAUAUAAGGAGUACAUUCAUCUGGGAAGAGUAACAGAGUUCAAAUAUGGAGCCAAACUGGGAUAUGUUUUCAGAAAAUGGAAUGGAGAAAAGCUGAGUUACACCAGGAACUGGGGAGAAGGCUGGGGUUUCAUGCUUAGUGGCGAUGCUGUUGUCUUUGUUGACAACCACGACAAUCAGAGAGGCGACGGUGCUGGUGGUGCAUCCAUUCUUACCUUCUGGGAAUCAAGAUUGUACAAGAUGGCUACUGGUUUUAUGCUUGCCCACCCUUAUGGACAGGCCAGAGUCAUGUCUAGUUACCGCUGGGACCGUAACAUCGUCAACGGACAUGACAAAAAUUACUGGCAGGGUCCUCCUAACUUCGGCGACGGAACAACCAAGCCUGUAAUUGUCAAUCCUGACCAGACGUGUGGAAAUGGAUGGAUAUGUGAGCACAGAUGGCGUCAGAUCACGAAUAUGGUGCAUUUCCGUAAUGUGGUCAAUGGACAACCACUUUCUAACUGGUGGGACAACCAGAGCAACCAGGUUGCCUUUGGACGUGGUAAUCGUGGUUUCAUCGUCUUUAAUAAUGAUGAUUGGAACCUGGACUUGACCCUGUACACGGGUUUGCCAGCUGGAACCUACUGUGAUGUCAUUUCCGGCCAGAAGGAAGGAAACAGCUGCACCGGGAAGCAGAUCCAUGUUGGUGUAGAUACUCGUGCCCACUUCAAGAUUAGCAACACAGAGGAGGAUCCUUUUAUUGCCAUUCAUGUUGACUCUAAGUUGUAAACACACCCUGCAUACAUUGAAAUAAAUUAAUCUGAACGCA
Fundulus heteroclitus (mummichog) is the source of this 1579-nucleotide messenger RNA. Its product is annotated as pancreatic alpha-amylase. The coding region runs from base 1 to 1539 and encodes 512 amino acids. The transcript has 9 exons. Gene Ontology annotation, biological process: carbohydrate metabolic process. NCBI's taxonomy places the organism in Eukaryota, Metazoa, Chordata, Actinopteri, Cyprinodontiformes, Fundulidae. Gene Ontology annotation, molecular function: cation binding; alpha-amylase activity. The record is from RefSeq and is a predicted model, not a curated record.